Molecule: messenger RNA, 251 nt
Organism: Dentiscutata erythropus
Lineage: Eukaryota; Fungi; Glomeromycota; Glomeromycetes; Diversisporales; Gigasporaceae
Source: the annotation of a GenBank genome assembly
AUGGCAAGAACUAAUGCAGCUUUAUUUGAAAAUGAACCAGUUACCUUUGAUUCAUUUUUAGAAAAUGAUGAUGAUUAUAUCUUAGCUGAUUAUGAAUCAACUUCAUUGGCUUCAGUUUCAUUGGUCUUAGCUUUAUUGGCUUUAGCUUUAGUGACUUCAGCUUCAUCAGCUUCGGCUUUAUCAAAAGCUCAUAUAAGAAUUCUUUUAUUGGAAUCUAGUAUGCUACCAACAGAUGCUUCAUUUGACAAUGA